Zerene cesonia (dogface butterfly) is the source of this 1380-nucleotide messenger RNA. RefSeq names its product tubulin alpha-1 chain-like. Gene Ontology annotation, biological process: mitotic cell cycle; microtubule cytoskeleton organization. Lineage: Eukaryota; Metazoa; Arthropoda; Insecta; Lepidoptera; Pieridae. Bases 28 to 1380 code for a protein of 450 amino acids. The record is from RefSeq and is a predicted model, not a curated record. The transcript has a single exon. Gene Ontology annotation, molecular function: structural constituent of cytoskeleton; GTP binding. Gene Ontology annotation, cellular component: microtubule; cytoplasm.
UUUAAGAUUGUAUUUUUUUUCUAAAAAAUGCGUGAAUGCAUAUCCAUUCAUGGUGGACAGGCAGGAGUCCAGAUUGGUAAUGCUUGCUGGGAAUUAUAUUGCUUAGAACAUGGAAUCCAGCCUGAUGGACAAAUGCCGUCCGACAAGACUGUGGGUGGAGGAGAUGACUCUUUCAACACAUUUUUUAGUGAAACGGGUGCUGGUAAGCAUGUUCCCAGAGCAGUAUUUAUAGAUUUGGAGCCUACAGUUGUUGACGAAGUACGUACAGGAACUUAUCGACAAUUGUUCCAUCCUGAACAACUUAUAACAGGUAAAGAGGAUGCUGCAAAUAAUUAUGCUAGAGGCCAUUACACUAUUGGUAAAGAAAUAGUCGACUUAGUGCUAGAUAGAGUGAGAAAAUUAGCUGAUCAAUGUACAGGUCUGCAAGGCUUUCUGAUAUUCCAUUCAUUUGGAGGCGGUACUGGCUCAGGGUUCGCUUCACUUCUUAUGGAGAGGCUUUCAGUUGACUAUGGCAAGAAGUCUAAAUUAGAAUUUGCGAUAUAUCCUGCGCCACAAAUUUCUACCGCAGUUGUAGAGCCUUAUAAUUCAAUUUUAACUACUCACACUACUUUGGAGCAUUCUGAUGCAGCUUUUAUGGUUGAUAAUGAAGCUAUUUACGAUAUUUGUCGAAGAAACUUGGAUAUUGAGAGACCCACCUAUACUAAUUUAAACCGUUUAAUUGGCCAAAUAGUAUCCUCAAUCACCGCAUCUUUAAGAUUUGAUGGAGCUUUAAACGUAGAUUUAACGGAGUUCCAAACCAAUUUAGUUCCUUACCCACGAAUCCAUUUCCCUUUAGUGACUUAUGCACCAGUGAUUUCUGCGGAAAAAGCAUACCACGAACAAUUAUCUGUAGCAGAAAUUACAAAUGCAUGCUUUGAACCUGCCAAUCAAAUGGUGAAAUGUGAUCCUAGGCAUGGAAAAUAUAUGGCAUGUUGCAUGCUUUAUCGUGGUGAUGUAGUUCCUAAGGACGUAAAUGCAGCCAUCGGAACUAUAAAAACUAAACGUACUAUACAGUUUGUUGAUUGGUGUCCAACGGGUUUCAAAGUUGGAAUAAAUUACCAACCCCCUACUGUAGUGCCUGGCGGUGACUUAGCUAAAGUGCAACGAGCUGUUUGCAUGUUAUCUAACACAACAGCGAUCGCCGAAGCUUGGUCCCGUUUAAAUCAUAAGUUUGACCUGAUGUAUGCCAAAAGAGCAUUUGUUCACUGGUACGUCGGUGAAGGUAUGGAAGAAGGUGAAUUUUCAGAAGCUCGUGAAGAUCUAGCUGCCCUAGAAAAAGACUAUGAAGAAGUUGGUAUGGAUUCGGGUGAGGGCGAAGGUGAAGGUGGUGAAGAAUAUUGA